UGGGGUAAUGUUACCGCUGCUGCACCUUCACAUUCACCUACUUCAACUCUGACCAUAACAUAAAUCUAAUCCCAAUUCCGCAGUUGAUUGAGCAAUUUAGAAGAAUGUCUUUGUCGGCGUCGGAGAUCGCUCAGAAACUGAAUCUGGUACCUCAUCCAGAAGGUGGCUUUUACUUCGAAACAUUCCGAGAUCACUCCGUUCAGCUCUCCACCUCUCACCUUCCUCCCGAAUACAAAGUUGAUCGUCCCGUUUCAACUUGCAUAUAUUUUCUUCUUCCAUCUGGGAACAUGUCUCGCCUUCAUCGUAUCCCUUGUUCCGAAACCUGGCAUCAUUACAUCGGAGAACCCAUCACAGUGGUGGAAUUGAAUGAGACAGAUUCAAGUGUUAAGUUUACAUGUCUUGGAUCUGAUCUAACUAAGGAUCAGUCGCCGCAGUAUACGGUUCCUCCCAAUGUCUGGUUUGGUUCUUUUCCGACCAGUGAUUUUACUGUCUCUGCGGAUGGAUCGUUUUUGAAGGGUCCGGAAAGGGAUAGUGAGAGUCACUACUCACUUGUGGGAUGCACUUGCGCACCUGGUUUUCAGUUCCAGGAUUUUGAACUGGCUAAACGUUCUUACCUUGUGUCACGCUUUCCUCAAUUUGAGACUCUCGUCAGUACUCUCACAUUUCCUGAGUAAUGUUGCUGCUCCCUGAUUGCUUGGGUUUGGUUUGUAUUUUGUCUAGUUACUGAGUUUGUAGUACUUUCCAGAAUCGAAUAAGUAUCAUAGUUUAUACUUUUCCUUAUGAUGUUUAUGUAUGAUGAAUGAAUGCUCCUGAGACUGUUUUAUUGUAAUUUUUACAUGCUCUACUAGUAAGAAUUUAGAAACCUUGCAUUA
Messenger RNA from Vicia villosa (hairy vetch), 872 nucleotides. RefSeq lists its product as uncharacterized. The coding region runs from base 105 to 674 and encodes 189 amino acids. Lineage: Eukaryota; Viridiplantae; Streptophyta; Magnoliopsida; Fabales; Fabaceae. The transcript is spliced from 3 exons. Gene Ontology annotation, cellular component: intracellular anatomical structure. The record is from RefSeq and is a predicted model, not a curated record.